AUGUACGUUCAAUUACCAUUCGACGAAUUAAAAGUUGAUCCUAGCCAGAAGAAACGAGUAGCAUAUUUCUAUGAUGCAGAUGUAGGUAAUUAUUCUUAUGGUGCCGGACAUCCCAUGAAACCUCAUCGUAUCAGAAUGGCACAUUCAUUAAUUAUGAAUUACGGAUUAUACAAAAAGAUGGAAAUUUAUAGAGCAAAACCUGCUACUAAACAAGAAAUGGCUCAAUUUCAUACUGAUGAGUAUAUUGAUUUCUUAAGUAGAGUUACUCCUGAUAAUUUAGAUUUAUUUAACAAAGAACAAAUAAAAUUUAAUGUAGGAGAUGAUUGUCCAGUUUUUGAUGGAUUAUUUGAAUAUUGUGGAAUUUCUGGUGGUGGUUCAAUGGAAGGAGCUGCUAGAUUAAACCGUGGGAAAUGUGAUAUUGCUAUUAAUUAUGCUGGUGGUUUACAUCAUGCUAAAAAAUCUGAAGCUUCAGGGUUUUGUUAUUUAAAUGAUAUUGUUUUAGGUAUUAUUGAAUUAUUACGUUAUCAUCCAAGAGUUCUUUAUAUUGAUAUUGAUAUUCAUCAUGGUGAUGGGGUUGAAGAAGCUUUCUAUACUACUGAUAGAGUUAUGACAUGUUCAUUCCAUAAAUAUGGAGAAUUCUUCCCUGGUACUGGAGAAUUAAGAGAUAUUGGUGUUGGUAAAGGUAAAUAUCAUGCUGUUAAUGUACCUUUAAGAGAUGGGGUUGACGAUGCAAGUUUCAAGUCAAUCUUUGAACCAAUUAUUGGUGGAAUAAUGGAAUGGUAUCAACCAAGUGUAAUUGUAUUACAAUGUGGAGGUGAUUCAUUAAGUGGUGAUAGAUUAGGUUGUUUCAAUUUAUCAAUGUCAGGACAUGCUAAUUGUGUUAAUUUUGUCAAAAAAUUUAAUGUACCUUUAAUGGUUUUAGGUGGAGGUGGUUAUACUAUGAGAAAUGUUGCCAGAACAUGGGCUUUUGAAAGUGGAUUAUUAAAUAAUGUUAAAUUACCAACAGAAUUACCUUAUAAUGAAUAUUAUGAAUAUUAUGGUCCUGAUUAUAAAUUAGAUGUUAGACCAUCGAAUAUGCAUAAUGCUAAUACACCUGAAUUCUUGAAUAAAAUUUUAACCAAUAUUUUAAGUAAUUUAGAUCAUACGAAAUUUGCUCCUUCAGUUCAAAUGAAUGAUGUUCCUCAUGAUUUAGAAGAUAAAGGUGAUGAACAAGAAGAUUCACCCGAAGCUAUUGAUUCAAAAGGAGGAUCCCAAUUUUCUAAAGAUCAACAAAUUGAAAAAGAUAAUGAAUUUUAUGAUGAUGAUGAAAAGGAUAAAGGUGAUAAAAAUAUUAGUGAUAACAAAUUAACUGAUGAAGAAUUAAAAGAAAUUGAAGAUUUAAAUCAUCAAAAUUAA
Molecule: messenger RNA, 1395 nt
Organism: Yamadazyma jaroonii
Lineage: Eukaryota; Fungi; Ascomycota; Pichiomycetes; Serinales; Debaryomycetaceae
Source: the annotation of a GenBank genome assembly